Messenger RNA from Annulohypoxylon truncatum, 1108 nucleotides. RefSeq names its product peptidase. NCBI's taxonomy places the organism in Eukaryota, Fungi, Ascomycota, Sordariomycetes, Xylariales, Hypoxylaceae. The transcript has 4 exons. Gene Ontology annotation, biological process: proteolysis. The coding region runs from base 222 to 947 and encodes 241 amino acids. The record is from RefSeq and is a predicted model, not a curated record.
AUAAUCUAUAAUAGAAGCCCCGCCACCUUCAAGAUCUAUAUACACCAUAGCUAGUAUACACCAUAUAUACCAUAUACACCGUGUACGCCAUACCCGCUUAGUACCUAUUUAGUUUAGCAAUAGCUACACUUGAUCAUUUUUGCCUCUCUUUUUCUUAUUCCAGCGUCUUUUCUGACCCAGUCGGUUAUCUGUACACCCGAUGCGCCGUCCAUAGGCGAGCGAUGGGUUCUCUUGACGCUUCCAAGGAUGGGUUGACCGUGCUGGUCACCGGCUUCGGGCCUUUCAAGGUGCAGUAUCCUGUAAAUCCGGCUUGGGAGAUCACCGCAUCUUUGCCGGAUUACCUGCCACCCGACCGGGUAAAGGAUCCCGCCCGCCAAGCCGCUUCAAGCCUGCCUCCGGUCAGGAUUUUGAAGGAGGGGCCGGUCCGCGUCAACUAUGAAGUCGCCAGGGAGUUGGUGCCCACGCUUUGGGACGAUCCUGCACAGAAAAUCGAUUAUGUCAUUCAUAUAGGAAUGGCAGGCCCGCAACCGGUCUAUUCUAUCGAGAGGCGUGGGCACCGCGAUGGAUACGACAAGCCUGAUGUCGACGGCCAGCUUCUCGGGGAUGAACAGAGACGCAAGCGUGAGGGCGACAAAUGGAUAUGGCACGAUGUUCCCCCCGAGCUUCUAACUGACUUAGAUAUCGAAGAGAUAUAUGAGAGAUGGAUUGAGCGUAGUCCGGACAAUAUCAGGCUACAGCUUUCCGAGGAUGCUGGGCAUUAUCUAUGCGACUUCAUUUACUUUUCAAGUUUGGCCCACCUGUACAAGCAGCAAAGGCCUAGGAAGGUAAUAUUCUUCCACGUUCCCUUGAAUCCCGACGAGGAGUCCCUCGGGCGCGGAAAGGAGCUUGCCUUGCAAUUGAUUAGGUCCAUAUGUGAAGUUGGGCUCAAAAAGGAGCCCCUCGGUUAGAAUAAUGUUUCCGGUGAGAAAACCUUGGCCUAUCAUAUAAGAUGGCAUAUGUGUGUACCUAACAACAGAUAUAUAUAUACCUAUUUAUAAGUCGAUAAAUGAUUUGUUUUGGUCGUCGCUUCAUGUAGAUAUCUUUCAUCGAUAAGAAAUUGCCGGUCUCC